Molecule: messenger RNA, 2280 nt
Organism: Pogona vitticeps (central bearded dragon)
Lineage: Eukaryota; Metazoa; Chordata; Lepidosauria; Squamata; Agamidae
Gene: TMEM165
Product: transmembrane protein 165
Biological process (GO): calcium ion transmembrane transport; Golgi calcium ion transport; manganese ion transmembrane transport
Cellular component (GO): Golgi apparatus
Molecular function (GO): manganese ion transmembrane transporter activity; calcium ion transmembrane transporter activity
Source: RefSeq, a predicted model, not a curated record
CUUUGCGUCUCUAAGUCUCCGGUUGCGUGGCGAAGCGGAGAGCGCGCGCGAGAGGGGCCGGGUGUCGAGGGAAGCGGCCAUGGCGGUCGGGAAGCGUUAGCGAAAGAGGCCGCUUGGGUUCGGGGCCCGGCCAUGGCGGGUCCCCCGCGGCUGCGGCCGCUCCUGGAGCUGCUGCUGCUGCUGCUCGUGGCCUUCUUGGCCGCUCCUUUCGUCGCCUCCGAGCUAGAGGCCGGCAAGGAACGAGAGCCGCCGCCGCCCCCCCAGCAGGAGCAGCAGAAGCCGCCGCCGCCUCAGCCGCCUGCUGUGCAGGGACCGGAGCUCGCCCGGGCCGAGAAAGGGCCUACUCCAGUUGUUCCUGUCCAUUCUGUUAGUGAAGACUCUGCUGAUAAGACUAACCUGGGAUUUAUCCAUGCAUUUGUGGCUGCCAUAUCUGUCAUCAUUGUGUCUGAACUUGGCGAUAAGACUUUCUUUAUUGCAGCCAUCAUGGCAAUGCGUUACAAUCGCUUAACAGUGCUGGCUGGUGCUAUGCUUGCCUUGGGGCUGAUGACAUGUUUAUCAGUUUUGUUUGGAUAUGCCACCACAGUGAUCCCCAGAGUGUAUACCUACUAUGUAUCAACAGCACUCUUUGCAAUUUUUGGUGUUCGAAUGCUUCGGGAAGGCCUGAAGAUGAGUGCAGAUGAGGGACAAGAAGAGCUAGAGGAGGUUCAAGCAGAACUCAAGAAGAAAGAUGAAGAACUCCAGAGAACGAAACUGUUGAAUGGCCCUGGAGAUGUGGAAAUGGGAACAGGCCCUGCUAUACCUCAGAGAAGAUGGCUGCAUUUUAUUUCUCCAAUUUUUGUGCAAGCCUUAACUUUAACAUUCUUAGCAGAAUGGGGUGACCGCUCUCAGUUGACCACAAUAGUUCUGGCAGCGAGAGAGGAUCCCUAUGGUGUAGCUGUGGGUGGAACAGUUGGGCAUAGUUUGUGUACUGGCCUGGCAGUGGUUGGAGGGCGAAUUAUAGCACAAAAAAUCUCUGUUCGGACUGUAACAAUCAUAGGAGGCAUUGUUUUCUUGGCAUUUGCAUUCUCUGCACUAUUUAUAAGUCCAGAUGCUGGCUUUUAACAAAAUAUUUUCCUGGGAAGAGUGAGAAUGAGAAGCAGCACAUCUCCUCUUGUAUUCCUGUAUAUAAUGUACAGAUACUUCAUCAAACAAGCACUGAAGAUGGGAUGCUGUAACUUUUAUAGAAACUUUUAGUUGGGAACACUUCGUGAGCACAACCUGUGCUGAAAAUCUGUUUAUUCUAUAUAUUUAGAACAUGAAUGAUGUUUGCUUACUGUAACUCAGGUAAACUGAGACCCACCUCUUGAAAUUUUGUGAGGUUUGCUACUUUGUCUACGGCUUACCACUGACUCCCCUUUUGGACAACUGGCUGCUCCCUGUGAUUAGCAGCGUCACCUUAUGAAGCGUCUGGUACAAAUAACUAGGAAGAACCUUUUGCUUCUCAUCUUACAGCCCAAACACUUCAUUGCAUAAUCAGAAAACAGGAAAUGAAGAGCUGUCCUUCUGAUUAACUCACCUGCUCAUGAAUUGAUGAAUACUUGCUUUGUAUGUGACUUCUGAAAAUAAAAUCAGGAUAUUUGGUAUGCAGUGUGCUAUUCAAUCUAACUGUCUUCAUAUACACUAUUAGAUAUUUAUCAGAUGAAAUCCCUUUUUGGUAUUUAUACUAAGCAUACUGCAUUUCCAGAUGAAAGUACUUAAGUUGUCCAUUGUUUUUCUUUUAAUAAUUAAAAUAUUUAAGAAUAUGAAGAAACUAGGUGUCACCUGUUACCAAAACGUAAGUUUAAUUCAGAGAAAAAUACUGCUCUUUUUUUUAAAGAUAUACAAAUGUUACUUUUUAUUGCCAUUAGUGUGUUCUUGUAAAAUUUUCUGUGAUUUAUUAAGGUUCCUAUUCUACAACUAUUUAAGUAAUGCAUUCAACAUUGUUCAUUCUGAUAGUUCACGCAUUUGAAAAGUCUAAUGUUUAUGUCCAGGAUGUCAGAUUCUGCUGUAAAACAAAUACCUCUGAGGCCUGUGUAACUGUGCUUGCAUAUAAAGUAUGAAAAGUACAGUAGCAGUAGAAAAGAGAGUACUUUUGCUAAAGUAAUCUUCACAAACCUUUAUACUGUAUUUAAUAGGGGAAUUAAGCACACAUUUUAUACUUGCUAGUUAAGAAACCAGAUUAAGUAGCCAAAGAGUAAACAUUACUUUUAGUUGAUCAGGCUGGAAAGAUGACUUGAAAAAUAAAUUCCUUUUUAAGUGUGA